Messenger RNA from Orbicella faveolata, 3155 nucleotides. RefSeq lists its product as uncharacterized. The record is from RefSeq and is a predicted model, not a curated record. Gene Ontology annotation, molecular function: RNA helicase activity; ATP binding; nucleic acid binding. NCBI's taxonomy places the organism in Eukaryota, Metazoa, Cnidaria, Anthozoa, Scleractinia, Merulinidae. Gene Ontology annotation, cellular component: cytosol.
CCAACCGUGAAAGAGACUGGAUGUGAGUGUAGGAGAAUCGUUCCCAGAUUCCUAUCGAACAAAUUUAAUAUGGCGGCAAGCUUGUGUGAAACUUACAUGUAGAAGACACGAGUUUGUGAUUUUACACGGAGAAAUCUUAAUGUAUCUAAUUCCAAACGGGUUUAUUGAUCAUUUUGAAGUUAGUAGUCGGCGAUCUAUGUCCGUCUCUACGUGUAAAGUGUAGUUUUAAGAUGCUGAGAAUUCGCACAGCUCAUAAGUUCAACGAGAAGCAACGUACCGAGGACGUUUUGACAGAUGAACUAGUGGAUUUCAAAUCUCUUUUGCUUUCUCCUGAUGUCCUAAAGGGACUAAAUUCCUCGGGAUUUGAAAGACCGUCUCCAAUACAACUGAAAGCCAUUCCUUUAGGAAGAUGUGGCUUGGAUUUGAUCGCUCAAGCCAAGUCUGGUACAGGCAAGACCUGUGUGUUCAGUGUCAUUGCUCUGGAAAGUGUACUUCCCGAAAGUAACACCACCCAGGUGCUGAUUUUGGCUCCGACAAGAGAGAUUGCUGUCCAGAUCAAAGAUGUAAUAUCUGCGAUUGGUUCACAGAUGGACAACAUGGUAUGCCAAGUGUUCAUUGGUGGACUACCUGUAGAUGAAAACAAGAAAAUACUCAAGAAGCCAUGCCACAUUGCAGUUGGUACUCCAGGGAGAGUCAAGUAUCUGAUUGAAAACCAUUUUCUGAAGACUGAGUCUGUCAGGCUGUUUAUACUGGAUGAGGCAGACAAACUUCUGGAGGAUAAUUUUCAAGAGCAAAUCAACUGGAUUUUCUCAUCACUGCCAUCAAACAAGCAAAUGAUGGCAUUUUCUGCUACCUACCCAGAAUACCUUGCAAAACAUUUGACGCGAUACAUGAGGGAACCAACAUUUGUGCGACUGAAUGCCACUGACCCCACCCUACAAGGUAUCAAGCAGUUUCGUAGACUGGUGCCUUUUCAUCCUUUGCCUCAUAAAACAUUUCAGGAAAAGGUCACUGAGCUUUUGAAACUCCUUUCAAAUGUGCCAUUUCACCAGUGUCUUGUGUUCUCCAACUAUCAGAUCAGAGCACAGAGUCUUUGUGAUACUCUCCGUUUGAAGGGUUGGCCGUCUGUCUUUAUUGCAGGAAGUCAAACUCAGUCCCAGCGAUUGAAGGCCAUGGAGAGGCUGAAGCAAUUUAAGUGUAGAGUGCUCAUUUCAACUGACCUGACAUCUCGUGGAAUAGACGCUGAGAAUGUCAAUCUUAUUGUGAACAUGGAUGUACCACGAGACUCCGAAACUUACCUUCACAGAAUUGGACGAGCUGGUAGAUUUGGCACACAAGGUGUUGCUGUAAGCUUUGUAGCUAGAGGUGAAGAAGACAAGUUAUUCAAGAAGAUAGAAGAGAAUAUUGGUACCACAAUAGAUGCAUUACCAGAUCCCAUUCCUCAGUCCAUGGGUACAACAGGAACACUCACUGACCUGGACUGUACAUCAGUGCAGGCAAGAGCAGCAUCCAUUGAAGUCAACAUACUCAAAUGCAAUCGUGGGAGAGAGAUAAAGAUGGAGGGUGAUGCAGGUCUGUCUCCAGAUGCUGAAAGGGAAGAAAUAAUGGCUGAUAUCGAAGAAAGGUUGCAAACAUCCUUGUGUCUUGAUCAACAAAACUGUAAAGAUGAGAGCAUCCAUGGGAAGAGUGUAGAUCACACUGGGCAGAGGAACAACAGUGUAAGCCAAACUCAAAGAAAUGAAACUCAUUUCACAGCUGCAUCAAUUAUGUAUGAGCCCUCAAUCUUCCAUGAUGGGAAAGAAAAAGAAUCAAAAACAGAACACAGACCACCUUCUCAACUUGGUUCAUCUGCAGAAAAUUCUCCUGAAGUCAAUGCCGGUCUGAAUAAAUUACAAGUAGAUUUAAAACAUUUUUCACAAUUUGAUCCAAGAAGCUCUCACAAGCACGAAACAAAUGUCCUUAAUAAAGCUAGCAAAAGAAGAGAUUGUACUAACUCAAGUAACAAGGAUGAAACUGUAGAUGGCAAACUGGUUAAGUCAUCUGAAGAUGAGGGUAACUCAUCUGGUUCACAGUCAGAAGAAGAGAGUUCUGUCGACAGUAGUGAGACUGAUGAAGGUUCUGAUGGUUUAGAAUUUGAUGAGCAUGACACUUCUGAGAAAGCCAGUGAACAGGGUCACUUUCUACCCUCAGUUGAUGAAUUUGAAGAAGACUUUGAAAAGUACUUAGAAAAUUUUUCUAAUGUUGGAGACAAUUCUACUGAAAAACUUCCACAACCAAGUGAAUUCUCAGAUGAUGGUGGCAUCUAUUCUGAGUAUAAACUGCAUGCAGAUUUCAAGGAUGAUAGCUUCGAUGGAACACGUACAGAGGUGUAUGUGGCAUCACAGCAGUUUGACACCCGCCCUGACACAUGCCAUCAAAUGUCGCAUCCAGAUAGCUAUAGUCCUGGAUGCCGCAAUGAGCAGAAUGUUCAAGUGCAAAAUCAAACUGAUUCAUAUUAUUCAGCUUAUCAUGACAAUAUACUUUCUGAAGGAGGUUGGAAUUCUCUUUAUCCUUAUAAUGGUUUUUGUGAUCAAUGCAAUUGGUUUAGUAACCAUAACUAUUACCAUGAUGAAAGCUACAACAAUUAUUCUCCAUUUUAUGGAGAUCACGCAGCUAACUGGCAGGCUAAUGCCCAAAGAGAUCCAGAUUCUGCAAGCUCGCAACAAUGUCUGGGUCAGUUCUAUGGUGAGUUCUAUGAUAUUGGCAGUUAUCAGGACUACCAGUGGAAUACAAGCUGGUAUAAUGCUUAUCAGAGACAAACAAGUUGUAUCAGGCAGUUUGUGUGGUUUAGUAGAUCUGCAAGGAUGUAAUUCCCUGUGACAGUAUUCAUUGUAAAUGCCCAUGAUAUUGCUUAAUCUGCUGUAAACAACAUCUAUUGAAAUCAUUACUGCCUGCUCCAGGUAUUAAUUUUGAGUACAUAUGGUUGUAUUGAUAUGGCAAGACUUCAAUAAGGCAAUUAAUUUUCCUAAUUGCCUCGAAAACUACUUUAAUUACUGAGUGUUUACUAGUUACUUUUUCAUACACCAGUAAUAUGAAGUAUGUGUAUCAAAAGAAGCUUUGUGUGUUUUCCUGCUAAAGAGAGGUUAAACUAAAAUUAAAUUAAGUUGUUGAAUGGA